AUGGAUAACAUUGCAGAUCCAUGGUAUAUAAAUCCUUCAGGCCUAGUGAAAGGCCCACAAGACGGAGAGUUUUCUCAACAUAACGGUAACCUCAAUUCCAACUUACACCAAUCGGACAGUUAUCCUUUGAAUAGCGAAGGUGCUGAAGGCCUCGAUAACCUCUUAGGUAUGGACUACUAUAACAUCGACGACCUGUUGACUCAAGAAUUGAGAGAUUUGGACAUUCCCAUAGUGCCCUCCCCUAGGACAGGCGAUGACCCUAGUGAUAGCAAAUAUAUGGAGAGGAGCUGGAAUUUUGCUGGUGACAACAACAAACCUUCACACUACAGCAAGAAAUCAAUGGCUUCGCACAAGAGAGGUCCCAGUGGUACAGCAAUAUUUGGGUUCCUGGGUCAUAAUAAGACAUUAAGUAUAUCUAGUUUACAGCAAUCCAUUUUGAACAUGUCCAAAGACCCUCAACCCAUGGGACUGAUAAACGAAGGGGACAACCAUACUUCAAGGCACAAUAAUGAGGAUUUCACCCAGAUAGAGGAAAAAGAUGGUGAAAAUAACCAUUUAAGCCAGGUCUUGUUAAAACAGCAGGAAGAACUAAGAAUUGCCCUAGAAAGACAAAAGGAAGUGAACGAAAAAUUGGAGAAACAAUUGAGGGAUAAUCAAUUGCAACAAGAAAAACUACGAAAGGUACUGGAAGAGCAAGAAGAAGUGGCUCAGAAAUUGGUAUCUAGGACAGCAAAUUCUAAUCCCAAAUGCGAAUCACCAGUCACAUUGAGGACGCCAGCGGGGCAAACCAACAGAACAAAGGACAACGCUAUAAUCAUCACAACAAACUCGGCAAACGGUGGCUACCAAUUCCCUCCACCGACGUUGAUAUCUCCUCCAAUUUCAAAUACAUCAAUAAAUGGUUCUCCAUCUAGGAAGUACCACAGGCAGCGAUAUCCGAACAAAAGCCCCGAAAGCAAUGGGCUUAACCUAUUUUCCUCUAAUAGUGCAUACUUAAGAACGUCUGAACUGCUUUCAUUUUCCCCUCCCAACUACAAUCUCAAUAUGGACGGUUUGAGUUAUAAUGACAACAACAACAACAACAACAACAACAACAACAAUAAUAACAACAAUAAUGACAAGAGAGGUAACGGCAGUAACAAUAUAUCCCAGCUUUUUGGAAAAACUUCCCCAGGCGGGCUCGAUGUUUCUUCGCGGAUAAUCAGUAGCAAUCUGAGGUCACCAUUUCUCCUCAACACCGAUAAAGACAGGGACGACCAAUAUGACAGUAGUACUUUGACGGCUAGAACACAACUUUCACCCAGCCAUAGGAAAAAGGAAUCGGCAAUUUCUACAGUCUCUACCAUUCCGCAACUACAAGAUGAUACAGAACCUCCUCAUAUGCGAAAUACUCAAAGUCCGACGGCAAGAAAUGAAAAUAAUCCACUAUCAUCAAAUAUGCUACCUCCAAUUCCAGGGUCCAGCAAUAACACUCCAAUCAAAAAUUCUUUACCACAGAAACAUUUAUUCCAACACACUCCCAUCAAAAUCCAAAAUCAAACGUUACCAAAAAUUGGCCAUAACCUAGGCCCCCUUCUAAAUGCACCAGACUUAACACAACAUCAGCUGGAAAUUAAGACGCCUAUACAAAACAACAGCCCGAAUGGGGACGAAAACUACACGCGAUCCCGACCUUUCGCACGUGGUAUGAACACUAGCCCUACCUUAGAUAUGUCACCUCCUCCACCAGACGAGAUAAUAGCCAGGACGACGCCUAUGAAGAUUACCAAAAAACCAACCACGCUGCCUCCGGGCACCAUUGACCAAUACGUCAAAGAGUUGCCCGACAAACUGUUCGAAUGUCUGUAUCCUAACUGUAGCAAAGUAUUCAAACGUAGAUACAACAUCAGGUCACACAUCCAAACUCAUUUGCAGGAUAGACCAUACUCAUGCGACUUCCCCAGUUKCGAUAAGGCGUUUGUGCGAAAUCAUGAUUUGAUAAGACACAAAAUAUCGCAUAAUGCCAAGAAGUAUGUUUGCCCCUGUGGUAAGAGAUUCAACCGCGAAGAUGCCCUGAUGGUGCACAGAAGUCGUAUGAUUUGCGCAGGCGGUAAGAAGUUGGAACACUUCAUUAGUAAGAAACUCACAUCUCCCAAGAGGAGCGUAUUUGGCAGCCCGCAUGAGACCAGCCCCGUCAAAGAAACCAUUGCCAGAGAUAAAGAUGGUAGCGUUAUAAUGAGGAUGGAAGAACAGCUGCGAAACGACAUGCGGGAACAUGGGUUAUUGGACCCGCCGCCGCCGUCCACGGCGGAGUACGAACAGAGUCCACGUCUCACACCCUUUAAUGACAGGGACGAAUUUUGA
This is a messenger RNA of Saccharomyces eubayanus, 2343 nucleotides long. RefSeq names its product DNA-binding transcription factor ACE2 (gene ACE2). The record is from RefSeq and is a predicted model, not a curated record. Bases 1 to 2343 code for a protein of 780 amino acids. Gene Ontology annotation, molecular function: DNA-binding transcription factor activity, RNA polymerase II-specific; RNA polymerase II cis-regulatory region sequence-specific DNA binding. Lineage: Eukaryota; Fungi; Ascomycota; Saccharomycetes; Saccharomycetales; Saccharomycetaceae. Gene Ontology annotation, cellular component: nucleus. Gene Ontology annotation, biological process: regulation of transcription by RNA polymerase II. The transcript has a single exon.